Anthonomus grandis grandis is the source of this 638-nucleotide messenger RNA. RefSeq names its product 40S ribosomal protein S23 (gene RpS23). The transcript has 4 exons. Gene Ontology annotation, biological process: translation. Gene Ontology annotation, molecular function: structural constituent of ribosome. Gene Ontology annotation, cellular component: ribosome; cytosolic small ribosomal subunit. Bases 153 to 584 code for a protein of 143 amino acids. NCBI's taxonomy places the organism in Eukaryota, Metazoa, Arthropoda, Insecta, Coleoptera, Curculionidae. The record is from RefSeq and is a predicted model, not a curated record.
AUUUUCCUAUAAAAAAUCUAGUUAAAGGGCGUGGUCAGCUUCUUAAUUGGCUAAUGGACGCGUCUGCGCUAAAACGCCAUUGACAUUAUUGACAAUCCGGCAUCGUUUUCCUUUUGACAGUUCUUUUUCGUCUCCGUUAAGCAUUCGUCAACAUGGGUAAGCCCCGUGGGUUAAGGACCGCUAGGAAACACGUUAACCACAGAAGGGACCAGCGAUGGGCCGACAAAGAUUACAAAAAGGCUCAUUUGGGUACCAGAUGGAAGGCCAAUCCUUUCGGAGGCGCCUCUCACGCCAAGGGAAUUGUACUUGAAAAAGUAGGUGUAGAAGCCAAACAGCCCAACUCUGCCAUCCGUAAGUGCGUCAGGGUGCAACUGAUCAAAAACGGCAAGAAAAUCACGGCUUUCGUACCCCGUGACGGUUGUCUCAACCACAUUGAAGAAAACGAUGAGGUCCUAGUUGCAGGUUUCGGUAGGAAAGGUCAUGCCGUAGGAGACAUUCCCGGAGUUAGAUUUAAGGUCGUGAAGGUGGCCAAUGUGUCGCUCUUGGCCUUGUAUAAAGAAAAGAAAGAGAGGCCCAGAUCUUAGGUUUUAAGUUUUUUAAAUAUGAAGUGGACGUUAAUAAAAAAAAUAUAAAACUCC